AUGCGAGAGCAGACCAAGGGUCAAAGUCUGAUGGCUCGGUAUGUACUGCAGAAUGCUGCUCGUGACGAGGCGCACAGCUCAUCGUUCUCCGCGACAGCGACCACUGCAGAUACUCAUCACCCGCGCGGGAUAAUGAAGCUGGUGCAGAGUGUUCCCCGGCUUCGAUUCCGCAGCCAGCAGGUGCACCGCCGCAAAAUCACCUUGCUGGGUUACCAGGAAGUGGGCAAGACAUCCUUGCGCAAGUGCUUUGAGUCUGAACCGUUUUUCUUCAAGGACCUUCCAGAUGUGCGCACAACCACCGGUGUCGAAGUACAGGAGAAGUCCAUGACGAUCGACAGCGAGACUGUUCACUUAAUCCUUUCCGACUUUGCGGGGCAGGAGUCUUACCACUCACACACGUAUUUCCUAACGGAGCGCUCCAUCUUUCUUCUGGUCUGGAAGCUCUCGGCUGUGGAGCAGGACUUCCAAAGUAGUGGCAUCAACGCGCGCGAGGAGAAGCGACUGCAGCGGUGGAUUGCGGAGGUGUUCGCCAAGUACCCACAUGCCCGUAUCGUGCUAGUGGCCACUCACCUCGAUGAGCUUCGCGUGCAGGGACAGCGGAGUGUCGAGAUGAUCCUCAACAAGGUCGAGGGAAAGCUCCGCUCGUAUAUUGAUGACCUAAUCGCUGCAUCCAACGCAACGGCGGCGCCGACACCGGGGACGCCGGCGUUGACUUCCUCAUCCACGACAGUCGGGGGUGCUUCUUCCCCCUCAAAGGAGCAGACGUUAUUGCACCUGGCGCAGAUGCGUGACGCGCGCCGGGUCAUUGUCGGCAACUUCGCUGUUUCGUGCAAGACACGUCUUAUCAUCGCCGCUGGAAACGCGCUGCGACACCUCUCUGGCCAGAAGAUUAGCGGUCUGCUGAAGUAUCUCGGGAUGGUGGUGAAGGAGGACUGCUUUGCGGACCGCGAAUACCCCGCUGCGGUGGUGCCCGGACGUCACGUCAAGCUGAUAGAGAGCCUUGAGGAUAUGAAGCGGCGCCAUCCGUUUAAGUUACUGAUGCGCUUAGGAGAGUUUGUGCAGAUGGCGGUGAACGUCGGCAUUGAGUCGGAGAGGGAGCUGUUGCAGGUCGCGCGCCUCAUGCACAGCUGGGACAUUAUCUACCUCUUCAACCAGUACUCAAUGGAGGACAACCUCCUCAUCGUUCUCUACCCUCGCUGGCUGAACCGGAUGUCUGCCUCACUCUUCUCCUAUGCCCACCUCCUGCGCACCCCAUUGCACAUGCGCAGUAUGAUUGGUGGCCUCGAGUACCUGGUGAGCAACGCCGAGAUGGCCGACAUGUGCCUGAUGCGGAAGGGCUACUUGCGAUGGCCGCUGGCACGUGUUCUCUUCCACAAGCCCCUCUCCGACUUCCUGCGGCAUCCACCGGACGACGCAGACAUCACCAUGUGCCUGGAGCUACUAGAGUCGAUGCAGCUCAUUUACCCAGUUGAGGUAGAGUGCGACGAGUUUGAGGUGCUUGUGGAGGAGGUACCUGUGAACCCUAGUGUUGGUCGUCCGGUCGUCGAGUCACAGAAGAUCACUCGCUACUACGUCCCCUCACUCUCACCACUCGAAACACCGCAGUCGCUGAAGAAGUUGGCACCCGUCUUGUUUCACCGCGGCGUUCGGGUGCGGCUCGAGUUCAACCUCCUCCCUGACGAGUUCUGGUGGCGAUUUCAGUGCAAGUUGCACCGCUUUAUCAAGGUAGUCACUGUGUAUCAACCUGCGCUGGGCGGGGUCGACGAUGAGGACUUGCUGCUGAACGGCUUCCGGCUGCGGGAGGCGGACGAGGAGCAUAACCGAUGGCGAGACUCCCUGUGGCUCAUGGGCCGGGGCUGCCGUGUGCUGGUGUACCGUGAUGGAGCGAAUGCGGUAUCGGUUCUCUCCGCAGAGAAUACACCGCGUGGGUCGGAGGAGGUGCUGCAGGCGAUGGAGGACGCAUUGACAGCGCUUCUUCGACACUACAAAGGUGUGCAGCGCCGCACGUUUGUGGCUUGCCCCAGCCAGGACUGCGGAGGCUGGCUCGAGGCGGACGUUGUUGCGUCUAGUGUCAGCAUCACGUGCCCCACCUGCAAGCAGACGUUUGAUAGCAAGCAGGUGGUUUCCUCUGGCGUGGGGCCGCUCGGCGCGCCACGCUUCUCACAAACCCUCCUGGUCGAAGCAGGCGAGCUGCUCGCUUUCUGCCUUUCGCACCAGUCUUGCCUCCACAUGUGCCGGUACCUGGGUAUCCCAUACAAGGGGCCCUCUCCAGCCCGUGGAGAGUCGGUGGAGGCUGCGGCACACUCUGAGAGUGACAGCGGCCAGGCAGACGUCCUGGGCACUCAUGUUGAGUACCUGCAUGCACUGGACAAGGUGGUGCAGGCGGUGCUGUUUCGCUCGUGGAUGCAGCGCACCGAAGAGCAGGAGCGCCGCCGUCGCAUGCUCGAGGACGAGCCAACUCCAGCGUUCUUUUGA
Molecule: messenger RNA, 2475 nt
Organism: Leishmania braziliensis MHOM/BR/75/M2904
Lineage: Eukaryota; Euglenozoa; Kinetoplastea; Trypanosomatida; Trypanosomatidae
Exons: 1
Coding region: 1-2475 (824 amino acids)
Source: RefSeq, a predicted model, not a curated record